UUGUAGAAAAUACAUCAGUAUUCCCAGGGAAUUUGAAAAGAAGACAUCAGAAUACACAAUGGGAUUCAAAAACAAAGUCGUAAUUGUGACAGGCGCCAGCUCAGGCAUCGGGGCAGCAAUUGCCACAGCAUUCAGCGACCAAGGAGCGAAGGUGGUAAUGGUUGGGAGGAAUGAAGCAAAGCUGAAUAAAGUUGCUGCCAAAUGCUGCAAGCCUCUGGUCUUGAUCGCUGACGUUGCCAAAGAUGACGACGUAAAGAAGAUUAUUGAGCAAACUAUCAAGAAGUACGGUCAGAUAGACGUCUUGGUCAACAACGCUGGUCUUGGACGUAAGGCUUCGAUUCUUGAUGAGAACCUUAUGGAAGCAUACGACACCAUCAUGAGCGUUAAUGUCCGUGGACUUGUACAUUUGACUUCCCGCGCCGCACCGUAUUUAGCGAAAACUAAAGGUAACGUCGUCAACAUAGCGAGCGUGGCGUCUCACAUCCCCUCUCCAUUACCAGGCUUCCUGAGCUAUUGCAUCUCCAAAGCUGCUGUAUCCCACUUCACCAGAUGCGCUGCCGCCGAGCUGGCAUGCCAAGGCGUCAGAGUGAACUCAAUUAGCCCAGGGCCAGUCAAAACGGACUUCAUAGACAAUGCCAAGAUGGACUUCACAUGGGACGAAGCUGGUGAUAAAACGGUUUUGAAAAGAGUGUCAGAGCCUGGAGAAAUAGCUGACUUGGUUCUGUUUGUGGCUAGCGCUAAAGCUAUAGGCAUUACCGGUUCGGAUUUCCUGAGUGAUAAUGGACUUAUAGUAAAACGCAGUUAGAUAACUAAUAACAGUGUGCCUAGUGAGAUUUUUCAAUAUUUUCAUACUGUUACUAUCGCGUUGACGUAAACGCGAAUUUAUAUGGAAUUGAAACAGUUGUGCAGACUAGAUGGCGUUGUUGCAAUCCCUUAGAAAUUCGCGUUUACGUUAACGCGAUAGUAACAGUAUCAAACAGUCACUAUGGCCUCAGUGUACCUAGUGGUAGUUUUCAAUAUUUUCAUACUGUUACUAUCGCGUUGACGUAAACGCGCAUUUAUAUGGAAUGGACACAGUUGUGCAGUAGUGCCACUAGAUGGCGCUGUUUUAAUUCCUUAGAAAUUCACGUUUACGUUAACGCGAUAGUAACAGUGUCAAACUGCCACUAGGCCUUCUGUUUACAAUACUUUACUUUUUGGGACACCCUGUGUAUCGUCGCAGCAGCGGUACACUCACACUAUAAUAAUGAUAUUUAUUUUACUACCCGCUAAUGAUUGUUCUUUGUUUUUCUUCUCUUUUUCGUUUGUUAUUUAAUUUUUUCUUUAAUAUUGUAUUAUGUAAUAAUAACCAGUGCACAGUAAAACCAACUGUGGUUUGUGUUUUAUUAUUUUUAACCGACUUCCAAAAAGGAGGAGGUUCUACGUUCGGCUGUAUGUAUGUUUUUUUUUUUUUUUUUUUUUUUUUAUGUAUGUCCAGCGAUAAUUCCGUCAAUUAUGGACCGAUUUUGAAAAUUCUUUUUUUGUUUUGAAGGGUUUACUUCCAGGGUGGUCCCAUUUUUUUCAUGUCAGGAUCUAAUGAUGGCAUCCUGGAGAAAUUGAGGGGAACUUUCGAAAGUUGUAGAGACGGCUAGUGCGUUUGUUAGUGUUUCCAUAAGGUAUUUUAAGCCACUACAACUUUAUGAAGGUUUGGAGUUGGUCUGAUGAUGGAGCCGAAACACAGACGAUGGAACUCGUCAAGGAUUUACAGCAGUCACUUUUUGUUUGGGCUUGAUUAAUUUGUAUUGAUGAGUACUUUCUACCUAUAUGGGUUGUGACUGUAUUAAGGGUCUGGUGAUGAAGACGAGGGACAGUGAAGAGAACUCCUCGACGGUUCACAGUAGCUACCUUGUGUUUGGACUUGAUAAAUUUGUAUUGAUGAGAACUUUCCACCUAGAUGGAUUGUGACUGUAUUAAGGGUCUGAUGAUGAAGACGAGGAACAGUGAAGAGAACUCCUCGACGGUUCACAGUAGCUACCUUGUGUUUGGACUUGAUAAUUUUGUAUUGAUAAGAACUUUCCACUUAGAUAGGUUGUGACUGUACACACGCAGUAGGUAUGCUAACACUAAAAAUAAAAAAAUAAAAAUUUUAAUAAAAAAAAUUCAACCGACUUCCACCCCUAAAAAUAACUAACUAAAAAGCAAAAAAUAACAUCCUACCUAUGUGCUACCUUCUGAUCAGUUUGAAGGCGGUGCCAAGCCA
Molecule: messenger RNA, 2239 nt
Organism: Bicyclus anynana (squinting bush brown)
Lineage: Eukaryota; Metazoa; Arthropoda; Insecta; Lepidoptera; Nymphalidae
Exons: 2
Coding region: 59-805 (248 amino acids)
Molecular function (GO): oxidoreductase activity
Source: RefSeq, a predicted model, not a curated record